GUUUUACUUUUGAUGGGAAAGACAAAAAGAUUAAAAAAAAAAUUGGUUCCUUCUUUUUUUGUUGCAUUGUAUGAUUAUUCUAAAAGUUCAUCAAAUGAGCAACAUCUCUUUAUUACACCUGAGUUUUCAACGCAAUUGUCUUAUAAAAGAGGCGAAAUUUUAUCCAUGAUAAGUGAUGACUUGGACUACUGGAUACUUUGCAAAUCAACCACAACUGGAAAGCAAGGUUAUGUGCUAACUUCAUUACUUGCUCCAUUAACAGGUGCAGGUGCAAGCGUUCGUUAUACUAAAAAAGAAAAAAGGGAGAAAAAAAAAUGCAUGGUCUAUUUUCCAAAUUUUCCAGUACCGAAACCAAAGCCACCCUGUCCUGUUGAUAAAGCAAACAUUUUAUCUAAAAUAUUUUUUGGAUGGGUGACCAGACUUAUAGUUGAUGGGUUUAAAAGACCAUUAGAAGAUAGUGAUCUAUGGCAACUGCAAGAAAAGAACACUGCACAAUAUCUUGGUUUGAAAUUUGAAAAAUACUGGAAAGAGGAAAUGGAGAAACAAAAAAACAGUCCUAUAAUAGAAAAGAUGGUAAAGGAAAGAGAUAUAAAAAAGAAAGAAUUUCACGAUAUUCCACCAAAGUUAAAGACAUUUUAUAAAUACAAACCAUCUGUGACAAAGGCAUUAUUUAAAACAUGUGGAAAACUUUAUUUAGUUGGAUCUAUUAUGAAAAUAUUUUAUGACUGUACUUUGUUUGUGCAACCUUGGUUGUUAGGGAAAACAAUUGAAGUCAUUCAAAACAAAAGCAUUGAUAAAAACUUAGGAUAUCUUUACGCAUCUAUGUUAUUUGUAACAGGCUUGGUUGGCUCUAUUAUUCUGCAGCACUCUUUUCAAAUUUCAUUUGUGACCAGUAUUCAAGUAAGAUCGUCAUUAUUGACCGCAGUUUACAAAAAGAUGUUUCGAUUAAAUAGCUUUGGUAGAGUUGACUUUCCUGUUGGAGAAAUGGUGAACCUUAUGACAGUAGAUACUCAAAAGUGUUAUGAUCUUUUAACAUAUCUUAACGUUAUUUGGUCUGGUCCAUUUCAAAUUAUAGUUUCAUUUGUCUACCUUUACCUAUUAAUGGGGUGGUCCAUUCUUGCUGGCUUCAGUGUAUUUUUUUUAUAUAUACCAAUUAGUAGUUGUUUUUCAACUUUUGAAAAGAAGUUCCAAGCUAAGCAAAUGGUUUUUAAAGAUCGUCGAUCAAAGUUUAUGAAUGAGAUACUUGCUGGGAUAAAUAUAUUGAAGUUAAACUCUUGGGAAGAUAGUUUUAUUGCAAAUAUAAUGAGAAUAAGGAAUGAUGAACUUAAACUCAUCAAAAAUGCUAUGUUGUUGCAAGCAAAUCAUGGUUUUGCUUUAACACUUGUACUUUUUUUGGUAUCAUUUUUAACUUUUUUAGUUUACGUUAUGCUAGGUAACAAUCUAACUGCUGAGAAGGCUUUUGUAGCAAUAUCACUUUUUAAUAUAAUAAGAUUUCCUUUGUUUCUUUUACCUAUGGUCAUUGCAAAUAUUGCACAGUUUAGAGUUUCAACUAAAAGAUUAUCAAAAUUUUUGAAAAGUGAAGAAUUAGAACCAGUUUCAAAGUCAGAUGAUAUUAAUAUUAAAAAUGCUGUUGAAAUACACAAUGGAACAUUUAAAUGGAGUGACACUGGUGAUGCUGUUUUGCAAAACAUUACACUUAAAAUUCCUUAUGGUAGUUUAACAGCAAUUGUUGGACAAGUUGGUUCAGGAAAGUCGUCGUUAGUUUCUGCAAUACUCGGUGAAAUUAAGAAAGUUAGUGGGGAAGUGUUUGUAAAAGACAGCAUUUCUUAUGUCUCCCAACAACCGUGGAUUCAAAACAAAAGUUUGCGUGACAAUAUUAUUUUUGUGAGCGAGUAUGAAAGCAAUUGGUAUAAUAAAGUUGUUGAUGCUUGUGGAUUGAAGCCUGAUAUUAACUCAUUUCCAGGUGGGGAUCGAACUGAGAUUGGUGAGAAAGGAAUCAAUUUAAGUGGUGGUCAGAAGCAGCGUAUCUCAAUUGCAAGAGCAGUUUACCAUAAUUCAGAAAUAUACAUUAUGGAUGAUCCUUUGUCUGCAGUUGAUGCUCGUGCUGGAAAAAAUAUCUUUGAUCAGGUUAUAGGAAAUAAUGGGCUGUUGAAUAAAAAGACCCGAAUAAUGGUCACACAUGACCUUGCAUAUUUACGGCUUGUUGAUCAAAUCAUUGUUUUAAAUGAUAAUAAAACUUUUGAGUCUGGUAGUUAUGAGGAACUGAAGAAUAAUACUGGUGCAUUUGCAGAAUUUUUGAAAACGUUGCAUCAUGAAGUUAAAAACAAUGAAGAAACUUAUUCAAAUGUAUUAGAAUAUGAAGAUAAUAAAGACAAUAAAGUAAAUGCUACUGAAGGUGUAAAUAUUGGAAUUAUUAACAAUAUGGUUGAACCGCAACAAGCUUUAGGCUUUACCAAUCUUGCAUAUACAUCAAAUAGCUGUGUAUCAGUUUUUGAAGAUUUAAAAAAUAAUGAGUCUGACAAAAAUGAUACUAUUGAUGAAAAUGAGUUGUACAAAAAAGAGGCCCAGCUAGUUCUUGCACGCCAUGAAAAAACCAUUUCGUUGAAAGGUUCAGAAGUUUUAAUUUCCCAAGAAGUUUCUAAAACUGGAAAGGUGAAGCGUUCUGUUUAUUUGACUUACUUUAAGUCAAUGAGCAUUUUGUUGACUAUCUUGUUCCUAUUUUUUGGUUUGAUAUCAGAAGGUUUUUCACUCUGUUCAAGUAUUUGGUUAGCUGAAUGGAGCUCUAACCAAAACGCCUCUAAUCAUGAACAAGAUUUAUAUCUUGGUAUUUAUGGAGCACUAGGCGUUUCACAAGGUUUAUCAGCAAUGUUUCGAGCAGUAUUUCUUUGUUUUGGUGUCAUAAAAGCAUCUAAAGCCUUGCAUAAUAAUCUGCUAAAGAAUGUUCUAAGAUGUCCUAUGUCAUUUUUUGAAAGCACCCCAGCUGGACGGAUUGUCAAUAGAUUUUCAAAAGACAUUAAUUUAAUUGAUGAGUUUAUUCCAAUGACCAUAAAAUCAUUUGUUUCAUGUUUUUAUACAUUAUGUGGAACAAUAUUUAUAAUAAGCUAUACUACUCCUAUUUUUCUUGCUGCAUUUGUACCUAUUGGUGUAGCCUACAUUCUAACUCAGCGCUUUUAUGUGGUAUCAUCACGACAACUUCAACGUAUUGAAUCUGUAAGGCGAUCACCAAUCUACAAUCACUUUUUUGAAAGUAUAAAUGGUGCAUCUACUAUACGCGCUUAUCGUUUAAAUGAUGAGUUUAUAUCUGAAAAUGAAUCUAAAAUUGAUUUUAAUCAAGAAGCCAGUUUUCCUAUAAUAUGUUCAAACAGAUGGUUAGCACUGCGUUUGGAAACCUUUGGUCAUCUCAUAACUUUCUUUGCAGCUUUGUUUUGCAUUAUUCAACAAGAAAGUUUAUCACCUGGAUUAGUUGGUUUAUCAAUAUCUUAUGCACUCCAGGUAACACAAACAUUAAAUUGGUUGGUACGAGUGUCAAGUGAACUUGAAACUAACAUUGUUUCUGUAGAAAGAGUAAAAGAAUACAUUGAUCUUCCUAGUGAGGGAACUCAAGUUAUUCUUAAUAGUCAGCUUCAGAAUGAUUGGCCAAAUGCUGGGGCCAUUGUGUUUCAAAACCUUUGUUUAAGAUAUCGUAAGGAUUUGGCUCUGGUUUUAAAGAAUAUAACAUUUAAUGUGAAACCUUCCUCAAAAGUUGGUUUAGUUGGUCGAAGUGGUGCUGGUAAGUCUUCAAUAGCAAAUGCUCUUUACCGAAUUUUAGAACCUUCAUCAGGUUCUAUUCUAAUUGACAAUGUUGAUAUUUCAACCAUUGGUUUGCAUGAUCUAAGAUCUCGAAUAACUAUUAUACCACAAGAUCCAGUACUAUUUUCUGGAACACUGCGUUUUAAUAUUGAUCCAUUUAAUCAAUUUGAUGAUGCUGAAAUUUGGAGGGUUUUAGAAAUUUUAAAUUUAAAAUUGCAUGUUUCAAAUUUGGAGGGUGGUCUGUUACAUGAGAUUCUUGAAGGAGGAAAAAACAUAAGUGUUGGUCAUAGUCAGCUGGUGUGUGUGGCUCGUGCUUUGCUUAAAAAAAGUAAGAUUCUUGUUCUUGAUGAAGCUACAUCUUCAAUAGAUCUUGAGACAGAUGCAUUUAUUCAAGAAGUUAUUCGAAAAGAGUUCAAAUCUAGUACAGUGUUGUGCAUUGCUCAUCGAUUAAACACAAUUCUGGAUUAUGACAAAAUUAUUGUUCUCAGCCAUGGUGAAAUUAUUGAGUAUGAUUCUCCAAAAAUUUUAUUUCAACAGCAAGGUGAGUUUUACAAAAUGAUGAAAGAUGCUGGUUUGAGUGCAGAGUAAACAAGCCUUUUUUCUGAUGUUAUAAAUUUUUAGUAUCCUCUUUUUUAUUUUUAGUACCCUUUAUUGCAUUCUUUUUCUUUUUAUUUAACUAUUGUUUUGUGAAAAAAAGGUUUUAAAAAGUU
Molecule: messenger RNA, 4499 nt
Organism: Hydra vulgaris (swiftwater hydra)
Lineage: Eukaryota; Metazoa; Cnidaria; Hydrozoa; Anthoathecata; Hydridae
Source: RefSeq, a predicted model, not a curated record